ACCAAUGCGUGUAGUAAAGUGAUAUCAACAAAACAGUGAGACGAAUCCACGAACGUUCCACACCAAUUUUCAUGUGCUAUCUUAUUACCCCAUCAACCUGGUCUCCCAUCCGAAGUGAAUAAUAGUCUGCUGUUAAAUCUAACUUUUUUCUACAUAAAAUUAAUGACUACCGCUCUAACUUGAUGCUGAAUCUUUAACUUACCAGACUGGGAAUUGUGGAGUAGCAUAUCUACCUUGUCUGUAGUGUUUAACCAUUAACCUUGAAUAAUGAUAGCGUAUGCACGCCUCCUGCUGAUAAUUUUCUUCAGCGUUGCCGAUGUUUUCUUUGGCUUCUCCUUUUACUUCCGUUGGAACCAAUAUAAACGAUUCGGAAUGGAUUUAUUGAAUUAUAACUUUGUUCACUCUAUGUUUGAGUUUUGGCUGUUCUCAAUGUUGAGAAUGAUCAUGCUCUCGAGUGCAACUUUAGGAGUCAUUACGGAGCCCCAAGAGAUUUUGUCGUUCAUAAAGGACAUGAGAUACGCUGUAGGUGUGAUGAACAUACUUGUGGUCCUCUACACUUUGGCAAAAAUCAUGUUAUAUACUGAAUACCUGGAUGGCAACCAUGAUGAUGAUCCUUGGUUCUUAACUUUUGGAGCUUGGACAAUGGUGGCCUCAUUGAUCAUGUACGUCAUAUGGAUACACAUUCUGAAAGAGCCACUGUAUUCUAAUAGCGGAGAGAAGGAAGGAAUCGAAGGAAGUAGGGACAUCAAAGAUGAUCAUGCCAUUCAUGGCGGAGAGUUGGAAAAAGUGAAGAACUAUGUCAAAUGGCAAGCGGUGUUUGUUCGAUUGAUGUCCUACGCUAAACCCGACUGGCUGUUCCUAUUGGGAGGAAUUAUUUCUAUUGCAUGCUUUUCUGUUGGUAAUUCCUUUGUUCCAUUCUGGAUUGGUCAAGCCGUUGAUGGGGUGCUUGCUGGUAAUCAGUCAGAAUUCCACAAAGCCAUAGUCCUGCUGAUCCUGAUCUCACUUUUUACAACAAUAUGCGUUGGUCUUCGGAUUGGAUUAUUAAAUUUAGCAAUGGCAAGACUCAAUCGCCGCAUCAAUAAUUGUCUUUUUGAUUCCAUCAUAAAGCAGGAUAUUACAUUCUUUGAUGAAAAUAGUACAGGAGCGAUACUCUCACGUCUGUCUCUCGACACAACCACCAUGAGUAAUUCUCUCGGGCAAAGCUUCAGGAUAUCUACCUUGAAGAUCUUCAAUAUUGUUUUCAGCACCGUAGCUAUGGUCAUCCUCUCAUGGCGGCUCUCUGUCAUCAUUAUCCUUAAUUUAGUGUUCCUAGCAGUCAUCACAGACCUCGUCGGAACUUACUAUGAUAAGCUGGCGAGGAAGGUCCAAAGCGCUCUGGCCUUGGCCAACAUCAUAGCCGAAGAGAUCAUCUCCAAUAUAAAGACUUUUCGAUGCUUUGAUACCGAAAAGAACGGUAAAAGUACCUAUAGUGAUAAGUUAGACUCUGUUUAUCACCUGCGUAUGAAAGAGGCAGUAGCCGUAGGUACACUACAGGUGGUAGUCUCGACUAGUAAGCUGGUGGCGUUUAUACUGGCCCUCUUUUAUGGAAGCCAUCUUGUUUUAUUUGGAAAGAUGAGUGGAGGAACAUUCGUCUCUUUUGUGUUGUACCAGAGGCAAAUCGGAAACAACAUCGCGACGAUGUUUAAUGGAUUUUCUCAUAUUAUGAGAGCGGCAGGAGCCUCCAGAAAAGUGUUUGAACUGAUCGAUUUAACUCAUUCGUCUGCAAAAAAAGGUAGUCUGAUGCCAGAAGAGUUCGACGGCCAGUUGGAGUUUAAAGAUGUCACGUUUGCUUAUCCAGCCAGUCAAUCUAUCCCGGUCCUGAGGAAUAUAAACUUUACUGCGUCUCCAGGAAAAAUGUUGGCCAUUGUUGGUCCAAGUGGUGGAGGGAAAAGUUCUUGCAUCGAGCUUAUCAAACAUUUUUAUGAUUGUACAUCGGGGGAGAUUCUAUUAGACGGAAAUAACAUCAAUCAGUAUACCGAUUUCUAUCUUAAUAAAAAGACUGCCUUCGUUGGACAAGAACCCGUUGUUUAUGCAAAAACCAUCAAAGACAACAUUUCUCACGGCCUUGAGAAUUGCAGCUUGGAGCGCAUCCACAACGCAGCAAAACUGGCCAACAUCCAUGACUUCAUUGUUGGUCUUAAGAAGGGUUACGAGACGGAAGCUGGCGAGAAGGGUUUUCGAUUGUCAGGAGGUCAGAAACAACGAGUGGCCAUAGCCAGAGCCUUGGUGAGGAACCCCCAGAUAUUACUUCUCGAUGGCGCCACUAGCGCUUUAGAUGCUGAAAAUGAACAUCUUGUCUUGGAAGCCAUCUUAGAAAAAAAGGGAUGCCCUACCGUGGUGAUUGUUACUAAUUGUCUGAGUACCAUGGAAAAGGCUGAUCGCAUCGUGGUCAUUGAUGACGGUAUGGUAGUCGAGCAAGGUGAUCAUCAAGAACUCAUGAGCGCCAAUCGCCUUUAUGCGCACCUCCAACGCCAUCAACUCCGGUGGUUGAAAAACGGUGACCAUGAAAUUAAAUGUAAGCAUGCUCAGAUUGAACUGUAAAAAUUUCCAUUCCCGGCAAUGGCAAUAUUUUGUAAAAUUAAUAUUAUUCUUAUCGGCAUCACCAUCAUCACCACCACCAGCAUCACCAUCAUCACCACCACCAUGAUCGUCACCAUCGCCAUCAUGAUGCGUCAUCAUUAUCAUCAUCACCAUUAUUAUCAUAUUACAACACUAGUUCUAAUUUUAUUAUUUUUUAUUUAACUUUCGUUACGAUUGGAUUUUUCAUAUUUUCAGAAUUGAAUGUCAAGUUUAUCCAUACAAAAACUUGAUAAGAAUAUGUAGGGUUGAAAAUAAUACAAGUCUUAAGGGGAAAAUAAAUGUUUAACUGAAGAUGGGAAUAACACAAGCUCAAUCAUACACAUCAAACGGAAGCAAACGGAGAUGAGAAGAACUUAACUAUGAAGACACGGGAACAAAAUAAUGAACUUAACUCGAUGAAGUCUGGUCGUGCACUGCUAUAUCUUCUGGGCUUCCUUGCCUCGGUAAAACUCAUGACAUUACACACAAUCAACCAAUGAAAAUAAAGAGAAUGGAGAAGCCAACUGAAAGUGGAAAAGUCUAAUUCAUAAAAAUAACCAAUAGAGAUGGAGGAUGGAGAUGAAUAAGAUGUUGGGAUGAUUACAUAAUAAGAAUGUUGAACAAAAGAAUCAGAUGUGGGAAUGUAAUGAAUGAACACAUCUGAAUAGGAAAGGAAUGACAGAAGAAGCAGGUUGAAAGUCAAAUGUAAAUGGAUGACAACAGAAGCAUGAAGAAUGUAAACAAAGCUGAACUAAAUACCAAAGCUUGAACUGUAAAUAACUAAAACUAUUGAAGGAAACCAAAUGUCAAAAUAACAGUCCUACAUAAACAUCCUUCUUUCAAAAAAAUUGUCCUCAAUUUUUUAAAUACAUAAAAAAUAUUCUUAGCAGACACAUUCAAUGAUUUGGACACAUUUAAAGAUUAAAACUAUCAAACUGUAACAAAAAUUAUCAAGUUGGAAAAUAAACUACUGAGUAAUACAAAUAAAAAAGACUCAUUUUGUAUAAUUUGUAAAAUUACAAUCUGAUGAAACUUCUAUAGUCUAAAAAUGAUAAGAAAUUAUUUAAAUUGAACAUUUAACUAAGUCUGACUUUGUGCAAUAUCAUUGAUAAAACUUCAAUAAAUAUACAGUGAUUAAAAUUGAAAUAAUUUUGAGCAUUAAGGUAUACAAAUGAAACAUUUCAAAAAUUUAGUUUGUCAUAAUCUCCUUUAGUUUUACAAUUUCAUAUAUUGCACUUAGUUCACAUUAUUUUCAGAUUUAGAAAUUGACAAAAUUUAAAUAUUUAAACAUCUGUAAUAUCAAAGUAUUAAAAUACAUUCAGAUUCAAUACUGAGCUGAGAAAAUUAUAAUUUUGAUAUAUUGCACAAUAAUUGUAAUCACUUGAUCCAUAUUGACAAAUCGUAACUAUAUUUCAAUCUAUGUACAUUUGAGACACCAAUUUAAGACAAAUAAAUACCUAAAGAAAAUUAUCUGAUUCAAUAAACAAAAAUAUACUUUUGUAGAAUUUGAAGGAUCUUGCUAAAAAAAAUGUUUCUAUUUAUAAGCCUAACAUUAAAUCAAAAUAGGCAUGUGAUUCAUUCCAGUUAAGAAUCAAAUAUAUGGGUUUGAUAAAAAGUGAAUAUUGAUUGCUUUUUUAAAUCGAAUUCAUUUGUGUAUAAGAAAACACUCGAGUAUAAAUAAAAUACUGGAAUUUGUGUAUCAUAUGCCUUUUACAGUAUAUAAAGAAAUAGAUCAGUUUGGAUACAUAAUUUAUCUAAAAAUUCAUAAAAUUUUACUUGAAUUUAGAAUUUGGCUAUCAUAGUAAAUAUCUAUCGUUUUUACAUGUAACCAAUUGAAUAGAACUUAUUAAUACAUUUGGCAAGAUCAUUCCAUGGAUCAAUCUGAUACAAAAUUAUUUAGUAAACAAAAAUUGCAUAAAUCUAAAGUUAAGGGAAUUGAAUGAUCACAGAAAUCAUAUCUUGUUCAGAAAUUAUUUUAUUUUUUUUACGAAUUUAAAAUCUGUGACUAAAUUUAAUGAAAACUUUUAGUAUUCUCACCAUCAGGGAAAUAAAUUGUCCAAUAGUUCCAGUUAAAGUGUAAGAGUUUGAGAGAAGAAUGUAGUCUGGUGGUAAAAUGGAGACAUCAAGUUCAAGUUGUUGAAUAUCGUACCUUCUUAGGGGGCGAAAAGUUUUCACUUUUAUGAGAUUUUAUGAUACAACACGAAAGGUAAUUUGAAAUGCCAUGAAAACUGCAUGACCGUCAUUAUUUUUCAUCAUAUCUACAUGUGAAAAAACGAAGAAAUGUUCAAUGUUUCAUAUCAUAGACUGCAAAAUAAAUAGUGUGUGACACCAUCGAAUCCCUCAUUUGCAAACCGACGAAAGUGAGCAUCUGAAAAUUAAAGAAAUUUUGAAGUAAUCAUAAUUUUCUUGUUUUACUUGUAAUUCAGAUGAAAUUUUCAGUGUUAUGCUGAUUUGAUUUUCGAUGUUCCAACCAACUUGUAUGUGUAGGCCGGGUGGACUUGGAUUUUUAUGAUUAUUAUUAUAUAAUUUCUUAUCAGAAAUUGGAUUUUUAUGUGUCUGGCACCCCUUUGCCUUUUAAUUGAAUUAUAUAUUUGCUACCUGCUGAACGGCAGCAUGUCUCGCGAGGUAGACUGAGGAAUUCCCAUCACUUGGACCUUCCUUAUACUAGAACUGAACGAUAUAGGAAAUCAAGUGUACCCUCACUUGUCAAACUGGUCAAUGCUCAGUUGUAAAUGUUUAGCUAUAUGAAUAAUUUAUUUUAUUUAUAUACAUGUAUUUGUUCUCAUUAAUGGUAAAUUUUGAUUUUCUUUAGAAUUAUUAUGAAUUAUUUUAUCAGCCUCAAUCCCAUAUCUCAAAGUAAUCUCGGUUCCAUUCCUAAUGGAUUUCAUAUCUCAAAGGUUAUUAUUAUUAUUUAAAUGUUCUAUAACUAUGAUUAAUCCUGUUGCAAUAACUUGAUUCUAAAUCUCUUCAUAAUGAAUAUCAAAUCUGAAUUAUAUUUCUGACCUUUUUGUUGUAUAAUUGUAAGUUUAAAACAGGUUUUUCCCCAAUACACAAUUAUCAGAAUCCCAUGCUAGUAAUAUCUACUGAAAUCUCACUUAUGCAUGACUCAAUCAACCAACUGUUUCUCAUUUAUAUGUGAAUAAUUUUUUAAGUGUAUAUACAAUCUUCAAAUGUAAAUAAUAAUCAAUGUAAACAUUGCACAAUUAGUCUUCGGACUACAGCAUUGUAUUCUGUUUUACAUCUAAUAAACCGAAUUGAAUUGAAUAUGUUCCACUUAACUAUUUCCGAAAUAUCAAAUAUAUACCACCUUGGGCAUUGUGAAUACGUGUGCCUAAUGACUAAUGUAAUUAAAAAAACAUCAUUGAUCAAUACAUGAAAGUAUAAUAGAUUUGUAUAGUUAUUAUCAUCAAUAUAUCAAUACAGUGGAAUCAUAUGAUCAUUUAAUUUUAAAUAAAUUCCCUGUUCAUUAGCAGAUAGUUUAUCCAUUUGAAUAUAUCAAUCCAUGUUUAAAACUCAUUUCUUAAAGGGGAAGUUGACCCUGAAGGAAAGAUUGUUGCAAAAAUAGCAGAAUAUAAUAAAAAGAAAUAUUGAUGAAGGUUUGAGGAAAAUCCAUUAAUGAUUAAGAAAGUUAUUCGAAUUUUAAGUUUUGGAUUUGUGACAUCAUAAACGAGCAGCUGCCCCCUGUGUUAUGAAAUAUAAAAUGCAUAAAUUUCAAUUUUUUAAUGGUUCGUGAGGACUUAUAUUAUUUUAGUGUUCUCUUUAGGAAUCAUGUGAAAUGAUUUGUCUAUUAACAUACUGAAUGUACAGUAAAAUCAUUUUCAAUUUUCUGAGAAAGUGACAUUUCAUUGGUUUUUUUACCAUACGAUAUGUACGAGGGCUGCUCCUAUAUGACGUCACAAAUCAAAUAAUUAAGAAUCAAAUAACUUUUCUUAUUCUUUGAUGGAUUUUCUAAAACUUUCACCAAUAUUUUUUUUUAUUAUUUUUAUGCUAUUUUUACAAAAAAAUACUUUUUGCCAGUGUUAACUUCCCCUUUAAUAUUAAACCAACAUGCGUGAAUAAAUUCGCGCAAUUCUUGGAAGAAAUUUAGUUAAAAAACAUUGUACCCAAGAUCAUGUUCGUAUACAAGUUACGGUAGUAUUGUUGUAUCCCCCCCCCCCCGUCCUUUCGUUUCUUUCUCUCCCUCCCUCCUCGCCCCUCUUCUUUCCCUAUGUUUCUCUAUAUCUCUCUUCCCCCCCCCGCUCUCUAUCAUACUGCUCGGUACUUAUACGUGUAUCAAUUUAUUUGUAUUGUAUUCAUAUUGAUAUCUAAUUAUCGUGUAUUCUGUAUCGAACAGUAAUCUAACAAUGUAUUGUGAUUGUAACGUAUAAUGAACUGUGAUACUUUUAUGCUCUUAUAAUGUAAAUUCAUCCUGCCGGCUAACCUAUAACAGGUUGACGCGCCUGGUUCUUUUUAUACUUGAUCUUUAAUAAAGACAUGGUGUACUACUAUACGAAUUGCGAAA
Lytechinus pictus (painted urchin) is the source of this 7099-nucleotide messenger RNA. RefSeq names its product ABC-type oligopeptide transporter ABCB9-like. The coding region runs from base 268 to 2580 and encodes 770 amino acids. Gene Ontology annotation, molecular function: ATP hydrolysis activity; ABC-type oligopeptide transporter activity; ATP binding. The record is from RefSeq and is a predicted model, not a curated record. Gene Ontology annotation, biological process: oligopeptide export from mitochondrion. Lineage: Eukaryota; Metazoa; Echinodermata; Echinoidea; Temnopleuroida; Toxopneustidae. Gene Ontology annotation, cellular component: mitochondrial inner membrane. The transcript has a single exon.